Prunus mume (Japanese apricot) is the source of this 1661-nucleotide messenger RNA. RefSeq names its product fatA acyl-ACP thioesterase (gene FATA). Gene Ontology annotation, molecular function: fatty acyl-[ACP] hydrolase activity; acyl carrier activity. Gene Ontology annotation, biological process: fatty acid biosynthetic process. Lineage: Eukaryota; Viridiplantae; Streptophyta; Magnoliopsida; Rosales; Rosaceae. The record is from RefSeq and is a predicted model, not a curated record.
CCUUCCGAUCGAGUGGCAAUCUCGUAAUUCCCUCCAAACCCGGUGGCGUUACGUUUUCCCGGGCUCCUCAUCGGUCCCAUCGACCCAAAAAAAUUAUAAACCGAAAGCUUCGAUGUUUUUGAAGUAUCGCACAAUCUCUUCGUCUCUGGUUGGCUGCUGUCUCUCAAAGUUCUCAACUUUGCUGAAAUAGAAAAACGAAAAACACAGAGAGAGAGGAGAUGUUGAAGCUCACAACGUACACUGGAGCGGACCAAAUUCAUGGCGUGGCCCAAUGCCACUCCUUGGGCCCAUCGAAACCCAACCCAACUUUCCCUCGCCGGAAAGACGGCAUUUCUCUUGUGCCAUGCACUUCUGCGCCUUCGAAAACGCCGGUUCUCGCCGUCGUUUCUGACCGGGGGGCCGGGAGUGUGCGCUCGGAGACUGGACCGGGUCGGGUCGAGCAUUCAGUUAGCCUGGCGGACCGGUUGAGGCAGGGGAGCUUGGCGGAGGACGGGAAGUCGUAUAAGGAGUGCUUUAUAGUGAGGUGCUAUGAGGUUGGGAUUAACAAGACUGCCACUGUUGAGACCAUUGCCAAUCUCUUGCAGGAGGUUGGAUGCAACCAUGCUCAAGUUGUUGGCUUUUCAACUGAUGGUUUUGCGACCACCACCACCAUGAGGAAAAUGCAUCUCAUAUGGGUUACUGCUCGCAUGCAUAUUGAAAUCUACAAAUAUCCAGCUUGGAGUGAUGUUGUUGAAAUAGAAACAUGGUGCCAAGGGGAAGGGAGAAUUGGUACUAGACGUGAUUGGAUAAUGAAGGACUAUGCCACUGGUCAAGUCAUUGGAAGAGCAACAAGUAAGUGGGUGAUGAUGAACCAAGACACUAGGCGACUUCAGAAAGUCAGUGAUGAUGUUCGGGAAGAGCAUUUAGUAUUUGCUCCACGAGAACUGAGGUUAGCCUUUCCAGAGCCUAACAAUAGUAGCUUGAGGAAAAUAGCUAAACUGGAAGAUCCUGCUCCAUAUUCCAGACUGGGACUUGUGCCAAGGAGAGCAGAUCUGGACAUGAACCAGCACGUUAAUAAUGUCGCCUACAUCGGAUGGGUUCUAGAGAGCAUGCCUCAAGAAAUCAUUGAUGGCUAUGAACUGCAAACAAUCACCUUAGAUUACAGGCGGGAGUGUCAACGGGAUGACAUAGUUGAUUCCCUUACAAAUGUGGAACCUUUAGAGGAUGGUCCAGCUAUUUCAGGCUUAGAAGGAACAAAUGGAUCUCCUGCUGCAACAGAAGAUACAAAGGACUACUGUCAGUUUUUGCAUCUACUAAGAUUAUCAGGUGAUGCUUCAGAAAUAAACCGGGGACGAACUGUCUGGAGAGAAAAACCUGCAAGAUGAGGAAAUAUCUUAUCUCUUGGCUCCACUGGUUUUUUUAUUUAUUUCGUUCCUAUUUGUCUUUGUUUUUGUCCCUUAUAUUAGAGAUUUUGUUUCCUUGUUGAUGUCAAUGUCAUAAUUUGCUUUCCUGAGUUUUUUUAUCGCUUCCCAAUUGGCCCUGCUACCAAAAUGUCCUUAUGUCUUGCACUGAUGUUAAAGUAUCCUCGAAGAAUAUUUAACAGCGUUAUGUUGUAUCUGUCAUGUUAGAGUGGAAAUGUAAGGUUCGGAUUUUAGUUUGCAACUGUAACACUUCUGUUACCA